CGGGCGGGAAGGGGGAAGCGCCGAGGCUGCCCGACUGGAAUCGGGGGAGCUGCAGCGACGGCGGCUGCGGGAGCAGGGCCGGUCAUGGCGGUGUGGACGCGGGCCACCAAAGCGGGGCUGGUGGAGCUGCUUCUAAGGGAGCGCUGGGUGCGGGUGGUGGCCGAACUCAGUGGCGAGAGCCUGAGCCUGACGGGCGACGCCGCGGCGGUCGAGCCUGAGCCGCCGGCGGCCGCCUUUAACGGUCUCCCGAACGGCGGUGGCGGCGACUCGCUGCCCGCGAGCCCGAACCGCGGCCUGGGGCCGCCCAGCCCUCCCGCGCCGCCCCGCGGUCCCGCUGGGGAAGCGAGCGCCUCGCCGCCCGUGCGCCGAGUGCGAGUGGUGAAGCAGGAGGCGGGCGGCCUGGGCAUCAGCAUCAAGGGCGGCCGCGAGAACCGGAUGCCGAUCCUCAUCUCCAAGAUCUUCCCAGGGCUGGCGGCCGACCAGAGCCGGGCGCUGCGGCUGGGCGACGCCAUCCUGUCGGUGAACGGCACCGACCUGCGCCAGGCCACCCACGACCAGGCCGUGCAGGCGCUGAAGCGCGCGGGCAAGGAGGUGCUGCUGGAGGUCAAGUUCAUCCGAGAAGUAACACCGUAUAUCAAGAAGCCAUCUCUAGUAUCGGACCUGCCGUGGGAAGGUGCCUCUCCCCAGUCACCGAGCUUUAGUGGCAGUGAAGACUCUGGUUCUCCAAAGCAUCAGAACACCACCAAGGACAGGAAGGUCAUCCCUCUCAAAAUGUGCUUUGCUGCUAGAAACCUAAGCAUGCCAGAUCUGGAGAACAGAUUGAUAGAGCUACAUUCUCCUGACAGCAGGAACACCCUGAUCUUACGCUGCAAGGACACGGCCACGGCACACUCCUGGUUCGUAGCUAUCCACACCAACAUAAUGGCUCUCCUCCCACAGGUACUGGCUGAGCUCAAUGCCGUGCUUGGUGCAGCCAGUGCAGCAGGAGGCAGCAAGGAAGUCAAGCACAUCGCCUGGCUGGCAGAGCAGGCAAAACUAGAUGGUGGAAGACAGCAGUGGAGGCCUGUUCUCAUGGCCGUGACUGAGAAGGACCUGCUACUUUAUGACUGCAUGCCCUGGACAAGAGAUGCCUGGGCAUCACCGUGUCAUAGCUACCCUCUCGUUGCCACAAGGUUGGUUCAUUCAGGUUCUGGAUGUCGGUCACCCUCCCUCGGAUCUGACCUGACCUUUGCUACCCGGACGGGCUCCCGGCAGGGCAUCGAGAUGCAUCUCUUCAGGGUGGAAACUCAUCGGGAUUUGUCGACCUGGACCAGAAUACUUGUUCAGGGCUGCCAUGCUGCUGCGGAGCUGAUCAAGGAAGUCUCCCUAGGCUGCACCUUAAGUGGCCAAGAGGUAAGAUUCACUGUCCACUAUGAGCAUGGCUUCACUAUCACCAGAGACAAUGGCGGCGCCAGCAGCAUAUUGUACCGCUAUCCCUUUGAACGGUUGAAGAUGUCUGCUGAUGAUGGAAUCAGAAAUCUCUAUCUGGAUUUUGGUGGCCCUGAGGGAGAACUGACUAUGGAUCUGCAUUCUUGUCCAAAGCCGAUUGUGUUUGUAUUGCACACAUUCUUAUCUGCCAAAGUCACUCGCAUGGGACUGCUUGUGUGAGCAGCCAGGGUGAAGGAAGACCUUUGACUGUCACAAGAAGUAUUUCCACCUCAAAAGAUGAAAAUCAAGAAAAAGCAACAACAACCAAGA
Molecule: messenger RNA, 1737 nt
Organism: Apodemus sylvaticus (European woodmouse)
Lineage: Eukaryota; Metazoa; Chordata; Mammalia; Rodentia; Muridae
Gene: Sntb2
Product: syntrophin beta 2
Exons: 7
Coding region: 85-1647 (520 amino acids)
Cellular component (GO): dystrophin-associated glycoprotein complex; intracellular anatomical structure; synapse
Molecular function (GO): structural molecule activity; protein binding
Source: RefSeq, a predicted model, not a curated record